GCAAUUUAAUUAUGCUAUAGUCCACUGCAACAACAAGGAACUCAACCUUAUCCCGGAUAAUUUGGAAUCCGCAAUCAUGUUUAUAGUCAAAGUUUGCAUAUGGAUUUAUUCGCUCUCCACUUCAUCUGUUCUACUAUCAGAUAUUUGGAAACUUCAAGUUGAUCCAUCAUGGGUUACACAAGCAACGUAGGCAUCCAAGAGUUUAAUAAACAGCAAACUGACUCUGCAGCAGUCAUUAGCAGUGGGAAAGAGAUUUUACUGCAGGCCUUCAACUGGGAAUCUCAUAAACAUGAUUGGUGGAGAAACUUAGAGAGAAAGGUUCCUGAUAUGGCGAAAUCUGGCUUUACAUCUGCCUGGUUGCCUCCACCAUCCAAUUCACUGGCACCUGAAGGUUACCUUCCCCAGAACCUUUAUUCUCUUAACUCUUCAUAUGGUUCUGAGCACCUUUUAAAAGCUUUACUUAAUAAGAUGAAGCAGUACAAAGUUAGAGCGAUGGCCGACAUAGUCAUAAAUCAUCGAGUUGGAACUACACAAGGGCAUGGUGGAAAGUAUAACCGUUAUGAUGGAAUUCCAUUAUCAUGGGAUGAACGUGCUGUGACAUCUUGUACUGGUGGAUUGGGCAAUAAAAGCACUGGGGACAACUUUCACGGUUUUCCGAAUAUUGAUCAUACUCAACAGUUUGUUAGGAAAGACAUCAUUAACUGGCUUAGGUGGCUACGUAAUUCUAUUGGCUUCCAAGAUUUCCGUUUUGACUUUGUAAGAGGCUAUUCUGCGAAAUAUGUGAAGGAGUACAUUGAGAAUACAAAGCCCAUAUUUUCAGUUGGGGAAUAUUGGGAUUCUUGCAAUUACAGAGGCCACUACUUGGAGUACAAUCAAGAUAGUCACAGACAAAGGAUUAUUGACUGGAUUGAUGAUAUGGGGCAACUUGCAGCUGCAUUUGACUUCACAACAAAAGGAAUUCUUCAGCAAGCUGUUAAAGGAGAAUUAUGGCGCCUCCGGGAUCCACAGGGGAAACCACCAGGUGUUAUGGGAUGGUGGCCUUCAAGGGCUGUUACUUUUCUUGAUAAUCACGAUACUGGAUCUACUCAGGCUCAUUGGCCUUUUCCGUCAAAUCAUAUCAUGGAGGGCUAUGCAUACAUACUCACUCAUCCUGGUAUACCAUCAGUUUUCUACGACCAUUUCUACGACUGGGGAAAUUCCAUUCACGACCAAAUCACAAAGCUGAUGGAUAUUCGACGUAGUCAAGGAAUAACUAGCCAAUCACCUAUUCGAAUUCUCGAAGCACAGCCUAAUCUGUAUGCUGCAGUUAUUGGUGACAAAAUAUCGAUGAAGAUUGGGGAGGGUUCUUGGUGUCCCUCUGGAAAGGAAUGGACUCUUGCAACUAGUGGCCACAGAUAUGCUGUUUGGCAGAAGUAGUCACUGCUUUGCAGCAGUACAAUAGAAUAACUCUGCAUACUUUUUUCCCAUUUAAUUUUUACUGGGGGUGGGUAGGAAGGGGGUAAGGGAGGGG
This is a messenger RNA of Olea europaea var. sylvestris, 1510 nucleotides long. RefSeq names its product probable alpha-amylase 2. Gene Ontology annotation, molecular function: alpha-amylase activity; calcium ion binding. The record is from RefSeq and is a predicted model, not a curated record. The transcript has 13 exons. Gene Ontology annotation, biological process: carbohydrate metabolic process. Bases 169 to 1416 code for a protein of 415 amino acids. NCBI's taxonomy places the organism in Eukaryota, Viridiplantae, Streptophyta, Magnoliopsida, Lamiales, Oleaceae.